GUGUCCUGGCCCGCCGUCCUGUGUGCAUUGCUAGCUGCAAAGAAUCCCUGACGUACGUGAAGCGACUCUGUAAAUAUUUGCAAUUUUAAGUCGAUUUUGUAGUUCAUGUUCGUGUAAAGUAUCGUCGUUCCCAUCGGCAGAGCAGCCUUCACGCUGGGGACACUCGAGUUGUUUUGAUAUGGAGCAUGUUUGUUCGAUGCUGAAACGGGAUUCCGUAUUUACGGUACUGCAGCGAUUGCUGGUGAGAUAGGCCUGUGGCAGCGCAAGCUAUAUUGGUAGCGUAACGAAUUGCAAACAACAGGCACAGCCAUGAACGGAACGGUGGAAGCGAACACGAUGGCAAAUACUCCGCCAGCGGCCGGGGCAUCCGCGCCAGGCAACAACAACAUGUUGGCCCAGCAAAAAGCAGCUCGUAAUUUUAAGCUGCUCGUCGAUCCUUUUCUGCAUCGAGGCACGCAGAAGAUAUAUCGUUACGAUGGGGUUGUGCCGGGCGAUCCGAACCAUCCGCCGGUCAUUCCACGCGAUCCACGGAACCCGCUAGCGCGCAUACGAUCCCGUGUAGAACCGCUGGAUAUUCCCGUACCGAGAUUCAAAAUAGAUCAGCACUACGUCGGAGAGCCGCCGGCAGUAGAGAUCACCAUAACGAACCUGAACGACAACAUCGACAAGCCGUUUCUGUCGGAUAUGCUGGCCAAAUGUGGAACGUUCACGGAGCUGUACAUAUACUAUCAUCCCGUGUCGAACAAACAUCUCGGCCUGGCCCGCAUCGUGUUCGAACAGGUCCGGUCGGCGCUGCUGUGCGUGGAAAAGCUAAACGGUACCUCCGUAAUGGGCAAAGUGCUGAACGUUUUCAAAGACCCGUUCGGUGAGCAGUGCAAACGGCUGUUGGAGGAGAAAACGUCCGAAAAGAAACCGUCACUGCCACAGGCGCCUCCUCUACCACCGUUGCCUCCGGCCAGCUCCAACCACCAUUCCCUCCCAGUUACGGCCGCGAUGAGCAGUGAUCCGCUUGGGCUAAAGGUGGCGUUAAGUUCAAGGCCAGCGUAUCGUAAAGCACCUCCAGAACCGGACCCGGAACCGUGGGACAAGAAGGCGGUUCCGACACUCGGCGAGGAUGGUGAGCUGUGGGAUGCGGAUGAGUUUUCUGGCAGUGCGGGCAAUAGUCAGGAUUCGAGUUACUACACUAAGGAGAAAAGUACCAGCCGGAGCCUGUAUGGGGGCGAAUGGGAUGACGAAGGGCGGAGCCGGGAUGCAAAGUACUACGACGAGAAGGAUCGUAAACAUCACCACCAUCAUCACAAGAGUGAUCGAGUGCGGGAUCGGGACCGUGAGCGUGAGAAGGAUCGUGACCGGUAUCGGGAGCGGGACCGAGAUCGGGAUCGGGAUCGCGAACGGGAACGGGAUCGCGAACGGGAACGGGAUCGUGAUCGGGAUCGCACGCGCGACAGACAUCGGGAUCGUGAUAGAACGCGCGAUCGAGACCGGGAUCGUACGCGCGACCGUGAAUAUCGUGACCGUGAGUGGGAUUCGAAAAAGCGGGGCAAAAGCUACCGUGAAUCGUCGUGGUAUGGUGGUGCUGAAGGUGAAGGUUAUCCGCCGAGUGGUGGCAGUCGAUACGAGGCCGGAUACGAUUACUAUUCUUCAUCGUACCCGGGAAGCUCGGAGUACGGUGCGAGUAGUGCGUACGGUUAUCCACCGUCCGAAGGUAGCUACGGAACAUCGUCCUCGUCUGCAAAGUGGGCUCCGCCGCAACCACCAGCACCACCUCCACCGCCUCCCCCGGAGGAGAAUUGGGAAAGUUCCUCCAAGCCACCCGCUCCACCUGCUACUCCGGCCGGCAAGAGCAGCAGCAGUGCGAACAAAACGAUCAUGGACGAGGCGGACCUGUGGGACACGGACGCAGUUCCUUCGUCUGCGGGAAUAAAGCCAGCACCGCCACCGCUCCCAUCUGCAUCUUCAUCGCCACCACCACCACCCGAACCGUCGAAAGCGUCGAAAGCAAUGCCCGGCGCAAACGAUGAGGACAGUGGCAGUACGCUCGACCUAGACACGCGGAUAGCGCUGCUGUUUAAGGAGAAAACGUUUGGUGGAAGCUUCCUGCAGCUGAGCGACGACGAGGAGGAAGAUCGUAAGCCCGAGAUUGGUGGUGGUGGUGGUGGUGGAAGCAGCACGGAAGAAGCAGCGCACGUUGACACUAGUCACCUGAAGGAGGAAACCAUGGAUGAUGCGUAUGAUGUGCCCAACGGUGGUGGCAGUCGUCGCCCUCCGAGUCCUCCGCCACCGCUGGAACCAGCAAAACCACCUCCACCAUCGCUUCCACCGGAUGAGGAAACGCUCGAGCGCAAACCCCCGAAACGGGAACCAAAAAUCGAAUGCCUAAAAGAGGAGGGAGCGAGCGAUAUCUCUUCCAGCGACGACGAGAUCCUGGCGAAGGAGGACGAAAAGCCGGUCGUAUCGCCACUGGAUGAAAGCAAGCCACCGCUCGGGGCGGACGAUACGAAGCCUGCCGUACUGCUGCCUCCACUUCCGAGCGAACCAGCCCCGGCGGUACCACCUCCACCGGAACCAUCCGAGGGCGGCAACUUUUCCUUCCUGUACCCAACUAAUAGUUACUACAACUACGCGGCCCAGCCGGCCUCUACCACCUCCGUCUACUACCACGGGUAUCCGACGGGUUUCCCCGGUGCGCCGCUGUUCAACUCGUACGGUAUGCCAGCCUCCACUGGAAUGUACUAUUCGUCCGGCAAACAGCCCGGCCCGCACGGACAGGACGAUGGGCAGGGUGCUUUUCUGGAGUCCGGUGGUGGUCCAACGAGCAUUAAGGAUCGUGCCCGAGCUGGCAAACGGAACCGGUACGAGAUUGUGAUCGAUUCCGUCGUGGAGCGCGUAGUGGCUGAGCUAAAGCAAAUUCUGAAGAAAGAUUUCAACAAAAAAAUGAUCGAAAACACCGCUUUCAAAAAGUACGAAGCGUGGUGGGAUGAGGAGGAACGCAAGCACAAGGGCAAGGGUGUUGAACCGUCCAGCUUACUGUCCGCCGGGUCCGGCGCGCUCGGUGGAUCGGUCGUCGGUACCGCGCUGAAGGUAGAGAAACCGCCCGACAUUAACCAUCUGCUGAGCCAAACGUACGACAAUCUGGACAGCAAUGGACCGGGCAGUUUCGUGGGGCUCGGACUGCGCGCCACCAUCCCGAAGAUGCCCAGCUUCCGGCGUAUACGCAAACAGCCGAGCCCGGUACCGCAGGAUGAAGAUUCGCGCAAGAGCGAUCAGGACGAUAUGGUGCGGGGGUCCGAUUCGGAGAAGGAAUCUUCCAGCGGUGGCGGUAGCAGAACAACGGCGGGACCAUCGUCCACCUCUGCUACAGGCGGUGGUGCAUCUUCGUCCUCCGGGAAGGCGGCGGGUGAAUCGUCUCCCUCGAUCGAAAGCGAUAACAACCAUCGAACGCGGACAACGGCAACAGCGGACAACACUAGCGGCAGCAGCGGAAUUGCGGGACCGUCCCGCACAAACGCGGAGAAGCGAAUGCCGAGUGUGUCCUCGUUUACGUCCAGCAGCGAGGAGGACGAGGACUCGAGUGCGAGCGAUUCAGACGAUAGCCUCGAGUCGGGAUCAUUGUCGGAGGUGGACAGCAGUGCGGUGGUGACGGUUGCCGGUGGUUUUGGGGCAAAGCGGGCACGCGAGCGGCGCGAACGUGAGAAUCGCAUCUACUCCGACUCGGACAGUGACACCGUGGAUGCACAUCCGAUCAAACCGCGAACGGGAAGCAGUUUCGGGCAGAGUGGCGCGAGACGGUUGAAGGAGGGUGGAAAGGUGGGCAAGAUUUAUUCCGAUUCCGAUUCGGAUGAUGUGAGCGGGGCGAGUGUUCCAGUGCGAAAACCGUUGCUGCCGGCGGUGGUUGACCGGAGGCGAAGUCACAGUCGAAGCCGCAGCCCGUACAGUGGGCCUGGUUCGGUGAAAGCGGCCAGCCAAAGCGCCAAACCUCCCGUCAUCGAUUCUUCCCAGCUGCCAAAGCUUUCGUUGCAGGAACUGCACGAAGAUCUGUCGCCCAGCUCGGGCGACGAGAUGCUGCUGAUGGAGGAUGACGAGGAUGGGAAGCCACCGCGGACACCAGGACGCGAAUCACCGAGCAAAGCGAACAGCACUAUUACGGCCCCAGGUACGGCGGCCAACAGCGACAGCAAUCAGCAGCAACCAAACCACCAAUCGUCGUCCUCGUACGGUGGCAUGCUGGACCGGAUCUAUAGCGACUCGGACGAGGAGCGCGAGUAUCAGGAAAAGAGACGCCGCAAAGCGGAAUGCUUGCUGCAAAUCGACAAGGAAUGCCAGGAAGAGCUGGAGCGAAUGGCGCUGGAGAAGGGCAGAAGGGCGAUGGCGGCGGCCGAGGGCGAUAAAGCGCUCUCCGGUAGCAAACCGGCUGCACUGUCCCAGGACAGCUACCGGAAAGCCACCCCGCUGUCCUUCGCGAGCGGUAAAAUGUCUAGUCUGGAGGAACCGCUCACGCCGAACCUUUCGCAACCACCACCGACACCGGGCGCGGGCUUGAUGGGUGAGCUGCGCAAAAACCCUCUGUUCGCCAGCGGCGAUAGUAACGGUGGUGUGGUGGCGAACGAUCCGGCUGCUGCCCGAGACGAACCUCCGAAGCUGUCGACCGCCGAUCAAGCAUCGUCCCCACAAUCGACGAGCUCGAGAAAAAGGAAGAGCAAGGGUGCACUUUCGGCGGCGGGUAAAUCGGUUAAGGGUGCUUCCCGUAAAGGCGCAAACAGGGAGGAGCUUAAUGGGUCGGACGGACAUGAAGCCGCUCUUCUUCUGCACCCGCCAUCGUCGUCGUCGUCGGCGUCUGGUGGAAUGGUGGCGGCCGUACCGGGUACGAUCGCCGAUGUUUCCUCGGUCCGGUCCGACGAGUUCUUUAUGGUUGGCGAUGAAAGUGUGCGACGUGCGGCCAAAGCUUCGCCGGCCUCAUCGGACGGCGGUUCAAGCCAGGCAAGUCAGGUGGCGCUCGAUCACUGCUACUCGUUGCCUCCGUCCGCGUCACCAUCUUCCUCCUCGCCCCAGCAGCAGUCCGAUUCGUCAACGGCCAACACAAAAACCAACAUCAAGUACGCACCUUCUUCUUCCUCUUCCACUUCGUCCAAACACGGGCUGGCACACGAUCACGGUUACAUGCACAGUGGCAACGAUCGUGUGCAGCCGAUCGCUGGAUCUAGCAAUAGCCAUGGUGGCCCGCUACCGCUGAUGGUUUCGGAUGUCACCGUUGCUGCGACCGCUGCGGAUCCAUCAGCUCCCACCGUUGGAGGCACUCCGAUUGGGUCGAACGAGGAUGCUAUGACUGUGAUGAAACCGCCGGUUCCGACCAAGCAGCAAAGGAAUGAUCGUAACCGGCGACCGGACAGACAAUCGCUCUCGUUCUCCGAGUACGACACACCGCCGGAAGGUGCCGCCAUCCAGCCGGUAGUGGAACGGUUUGUUCCGCUACCGAAGUAUCGGCCGCGGGAGCUUGCCAACGAGAUGGGGUUGUUGUUCGAUUUCCUAACGCGAGGCAUCGAUACGGAAGACAUUCGGUACAUUCGGCAAAGCUACGAGCUGCUGCUGAUGGACGAUGCAAGCAGUUACUGGCUGAACGCCACGCACUGGGUCGAUCACUGUUCGACCGAUCGUAGCUUUGAACCGGCGCUGCUGCUUCCACCACCGACGAAACGCCGAAAGAAGGAGAAGGCCGGCGGGUGCGGUAGUUCGCUGGCGGAUAUAAAGCUUCACCGAACGGGAAGUGCCCGUACGGAGGGGUACUACAAGAUAGAUCCGCGCGAAAAGGCCAAAUACAAGUAUCACCAUCUGAAGGGUACGGCCGCGGCGAACCAUCUGAGCAAUCUGGAGCUGGCAAAGGCGGUCACCAAGAUGCAGGGUAUAUCGCGCGAGGCACGCUCCAAUCAGCGCCGGUUGCUGAACGCGUUCGGGGCCAGCACGGAGUCGGAGUUGCUGAAGUUCAAUCAGCUCAAGUUCCGCAAGAAGCAGCUCAAGUUUGCGAAAUCGGCCAUCCACGAUUGGGGCCUGUUUGCGAUGGAACCGAUCGCGGCGGACGAGAUGGUGAUCGAGUACGUCGGCCAGAUGGUACGCCCGUCGGUGGCGGAUUUGCGCGAAACGAAGUACGAAGCGAUCGGGAUCGGGAGCUCGUACCUGUUCCGGAUCGACAUGGAAACGAUCAUCGAUGCGACCAAGUGUGGGAAUUUGGCGCGAUUCAUUAACCAUAGUUGCAAUCCAAAUUGUUACGCGAAGGUGAUAACGAUCGAGUCGGAAAAGAAGAUCGUUAUCUACUCGAAGCAACCGAUCGGGGUGAAUGAGGAAAUUACGUACGAUUACAAGUUUCCGCUCGAGGAUGAAAAGAUCCCGUGCUUGUGUGGUGCACCCGGUUGCCGCGGUACUCUCAACUAAACGCUUAGCAGAAGGGGUGUUGUGUGGAUGGGGCGCACAGCCGCCCCCACCUUACACACAGAGUAUCAUGCUACUUGUACAUUUUUCCUUUCGUGUAUAUAUAACUUUAUACGUUCAUUAGACAAAACAAUGCUCAUCCGAGAGAGUAAGGGAAGUGGCCGAAACUCCGUGUCCAGUUGUCCGUACGUUUUCCGCUCGUUCCAGUUGGAAAAUUAAGCUUCUACACACACACACACACGCGUACACGUACAGUGUUUCUAGUUGAUAAGAUAAAAGAGCAAUAGAGCAGGGGCGGGCCGAGAGUAACACUAAGCGCAACUCCCUACACAUGUGUUUGGUUAACUUCCUCGCUGUAGCGCUUUUAUAUUGAUCUUUAUCUCUAUUUUUGUUGUGUAUUUCCCUCGAUUUCCCUUUUUAAUACAUUUCACUGUGGGGGGAAUCUCAGAAACGCGGCGGAAAGGGACACACGUUAACCUGAGUUUUAGUGUAAAACAAAUCCUAUUGUGUUUGUGGUAAUUAACGCUAUGAAGAAACUACCGACUACUGCUAAAAAACACACACACAUACACACAGGAGAUUUAAUCUUGAUCAUACCCCUAGCCUAGGAAAUAAAACGUACGAUUAGUAAAAUAUUAUUAAAAAUACAACCGGUGAACAAACACACUCAACAGCGAAGACACAUGCAGACACGAUGCAAAA
This is a messenger RNA of Anopheles stephensi (Asian malaria mosquito), 7122 nucleotides long. It is a transcript of the gene Set1, whose product is annotated as histone-lysine N-methyltransferase SETD1. The transcript is spliced from 5 exons. Gene Ontology annotation, molecular function: RNA binding; protein binding; histone H3K4 methyltransferase activity. The record is from RefSeq and is a predicted model, not a curated record. Gene Ontology annotation, cellular component: Set1C/COMPASS complex. Bases 310 to 6423 code for a protein of 2037 amino acids. NCBI's taxonomy places the organism in Eukaryota, Metazoa, Arthropoda, Insecta, Diptera, Culicidae.